Phyllostomus discolor (pale spear-nosed bat) is the source of this 1437-nucleotide messenger RNA. It is a transcript of the gene TBPL2, whose product is annotated as TATA-box binding protein like 2. NCBI's taxonomy places the organism in Eukaryota, Metazoa, Chordata, Mammalia, Chiroptera, Phyllostomidae. Gene Ontology annotation, molecular function: RNA polymerase II general transcription initiation factor activity; DNA binding. The transcript has 7 exons. Gene Ontology annotation, biological process: DNA-templated transcription initiation. The record is from RefSeq and is a predicted model, not a curated record. Bases 1 to 1137 code for a protein of 378 amino acids.
AUGGUUUGGGCGCCCGGUGUGCCUGGUCGGAUUCCGCUGUGGUUCGACCUGCCUGGGUGCCUCUGCGCAUUUGUUCCCACGCCCCUCAGAGUGAGAAUUCCACUCAUGGAGGACGAAGAGACGUACCUGGAGCUCUACCUGGACCAGUGCGCCGCCCAGGAUGACCUCGCCCCGCCUGGGUUGCCCCUGCUGAGCCCCCAUGCACCUUAUGAUGUCUACGUAUCUAAUUCAUCCAAUCCAGACGCUGUGUUUAAUUCACAUCUUGAAGAAGUCAAAGAAACAUCUGGUGGUUUCUCGUCUGUGGAUCUUAGCUUCCUACCAGAUGAACUUACCCAAGAAAAUAAAGACCAGACUGUCAUUAGAAGCAAGCAUGAAAUUGAAGAAAGUUGUAAAGCUCCAAGUCAGCAAAGUAGGCUGCCAUUACCUAGCAAACAGAAAGCUGGCCUGGGCUUAAACAGCAGCGGUUCAGCCAAUUCCCGCUCACUUCUGCCCCCUGGUGACGCUGACUCAGCCCAGCCCUCUCUGGAGAAACCACACUCCUUGCCUCUGGCGUCCAUAACUCCUAUGACACCGAUGACCCCUGUGUCAGAAUGUUCCGAAAUUGUGCCUCAACUACAGAAUAUAGUUUCUACUGCAAACCUGGCCUGUAAAUUGGAUUUGAAGAAAAUAGCUUUACAGGCCAAAAAUGCAGAAUAUAACCCAAAGAGGUUUGCUGCUGUCAUAAUGAGGAUCCGCGAGCCCAGGACAACGGCCCUGAUAUUCAGCUCGGGGAAAAUGGUCUGCACAGGAGCCAAAAGUGAAGAGCAGUCUCGACUUGCAGCGAGAAAAUAUGCCCGGGUGGUGCAGAAGCUUGGGUUCCCCGCCAGAUUCCUCGAUUUUAAAAUUCAGAACAUGGUUGGCAGCUGUGAUGUGAGAUUUCCCAUCAGGCUGGAAGGUUUGGUGCUAACCCAUCAGCAGUUCAGUAGUUAUGAACCUGAACUGUUCCCGGGCCUUAUUUAUAGAAUGGUGAAACCACGAAUUGUGCUGCUUAUCUUUGUGUCUGGAAAAGUUGUGUUGACAGGUGCCAAAGAACGUUCUGAGAUCUAUGAAGCAUUUGAAAACAUCUAUCCUAUUCUAAAGGGUUUUAAAAAAGCCUGAGUAUAUCAUUCAUCUCACAGUAUAUUAGUUUGAGUAUGUGCAUAAACUCAACACAGAAACAGCUGGAUUUUUCUACCUUUAAUUGUAGAUGUUCCAUGCAUAUUUUGACUUUAGUUAUUAAAGCAUGAUUCUAUGUGAGUAACCAUGCCUAUGAAGAAAAGUUCACAUUUAAAAUUACUUAUAUGUUAUUUUUAAAACUGAACAAGUAAACUUAUUUCAGAAUGUGAGAGAUUUAGGGCCUUGCUAGAAUGAUUUUGUAGCAUCAUUAAAAUUUAACAUUCUGCUCUUGUUAAAGAUGUA